Molecule: messenger RNA, 2490 nt
Organism: Esox lucius (northern pike)
Lineage: Eukaryota; Metazoa; Chordata; Actinopteri; Esociformes; Esocidae
Gene: sfrp2
Product: secreted frizzled-related protein 2
Exons: 3
Coding region: 95-973 (292 amino acids)
Biological process (GO): negative regulation of canonical Wnt signaling pathway; canonical Wnt signaling pathway; non-canonical Wnt signaling pathway
Molecular function (GO): Wnt-protein binding
Source: RefSeq, a predicted model, not a curated record
UCUUAAGCUGAAGAGCACAUCGGAUGAAGACGCUGAAGCUCAAAUUGAAAAAAGUAUCUUAAACACAUAUUUGUCAUUUUUUUGGGCGAUCAAUAUGAAGCACUUUAUUCCGUCUUUAAUAUGGGCAAUAACAUUGCCUGUCAACAUGGCCAUCCACGGAUUAUACGAUUUCGGUCAGCCCGAAUUAUUCUACAAAAAGAGUAAUUGCAAACCCAUCCCGGCGAGUCUUGUCCUGUGCCACGAUAUCGAAUACAACAAUAUGCGUCUCCCGAAUCUCCUUGGGCAUGAGACCAUAAACGAGGUUCUACAGCAAGCCUCGUCGUGGAUUCCGCUGGUCCAGAAGCAGUGUCACCCAGACACGAGGAAGUUUCUUUGCUCACUAUUUGCUCCGGUGUGUUUGGACGAGUUGGACGAACCUAUCCAGCCCUGCCGGUCGUUGUGCGAGCGCGUCAAAGACGGUUGCGCGCCGGUGAUGUCCGCGUUCGGGUUCCCAUGGCCAGAUAUGCUAGACUGCGAGCGCUUCCCAGCCGAUAAUGACCUCUGUAUUCCUCCGGUGGGCAUAGAUCAUGUGGUGCCAGUCACCAAAGAAGUGCCCAGAGUGUGUGAUGCCUGCAAGGACAAGGAAGAAAAUGACAAUGAAAUCGUUGACCUGUGCAAAAACGACUUUGCCUUAAAAAUCAAGGUAAAGGAGAUCUCAUACAUGAAUGGUGACACCAAGAUUGUGCCUGAGACCAAGAGCAAGACCAUCUACAAGCUCAAUGGCAUGACAGAACGUGACCUGCGCAAAACGGUGCUUUGGCUCAAGGACGGCCUGCAGUGUGUGUGCGAAGAGAUGAACGACAUCAACGCUGCAUACCUGGUCAUGGGCCAGAAGAUGGAUGGGCACCUGGUCAUUACCUCGCUGAUGCGCUGGCAGCGGGGCCAGCGUGAGUUUAAGAGGUUCUCACGCAGCAUCCGUAAGCUGCAGUGCUGAGCAAAGACCCCAAACAAGAGGAGUGGAGGGCCAAUCUGGUCUGAUCCGGAUCCAACUACUUUUCAUUUUUAGUAGGCUAGUCUGUAAAAUGUUUUAAGUACCACCACAUUCAAAACUGCCAUAGGCCACCUUUCCACAGUUUCAUGGUUUAUUAUGUUUUAUUUUAAUCCAGCCAGGUUUACUCAAUCCGGCUAGGUAGGGUGGAGGCGCGACUAGUGGGUGAACUGAAGCUCUGGUGUUCUGGUAAGCAACCAAAGAAAUGUCCAUAUUUCUACAGUGCAGGGCAAUUCUUCCGAUGCUUUACAAAUUAACCCUUUUUUAAAAGAAACAUCAUUUAAUAUGUAGGAGCUCAAGUCCAAUCCGAACAAUUAAUAGCUCAACUACAUUUUAUUGGUUUGAUUUAACCUAGCUACUCAUAAUCCAUCAAUAGUCCUUAUUAAGGCAUAAAAGUUCAAAAGCAAAUAACAAUAUUAUCAAGGAUAUGCAGGAGUGUUCAUUUUAAGCCGACUAAGCAGAACUACUUCAAAUGUUGUCUGCAUAUUCAGUGUUUCAGAAAGACUAAAAUAUAUUAAUUACUGGUCACCAUUUUUUCAUAAGGCAACACAAUUAAAAUGUUCAGGCUAAACAUAUUCAGUUUCAAUGACAAAGCUGGAUACAUGUAGUUCAUAUCAUUUGGUAGGAGGAUAUUGUACAGCAUCUGGGUGUGUGAUUAUGAUAUUGUUCAGAAUAAUAUUUAGAGGUAAUGGGGUGACUAGUAGCUUGUAUUAUGAUAUAUAAUGUAUGUGCUUUUUUUUAACAUAUUUUCCUCAAGCAAUGAGAGAUAGCUGGCUAUAUUCUCUGCCUUUUUGAUUCAACUUCUAAUGUUCUCCCCUGGCAAUUUUAGCAGCCCAAAGGAAGGCCCAUAUAAUUGCAUUUAUGAUUUCCAAUGAUUUGAUCCUAAAAUGCAUGAAUCAGUUUGUAUGAUUGUUGUGCCAUCAAUAGAUUGUCACCUUUUUGUACUUGAGCCUCAAUACUGCACUGUUGUUUUUUGUACUACAAUUAUGUAAUAUUUUUCUAGUUCAAACAUUUUUAAGUCAAUUCCUUUGUCAUUCAUGAUCAAAUUCUGAAGUACCAUCUAUCAUGCCAAUUCUAUAGUUCCUGCCUUUUUAUGACAUUUUUCUUCUCUCACUAUGACAGCAUGUCUUAGGUAUAUUAACUAAGUAUAUCAGGAUUGUAUAUUAGAGUGGUUGAUUGUGUUUUUUCAGUCGGUGAAUGAAAAAAAAUGCAGCUGUAGUGUGUUUGUGUGUAGGUGUGUUUGUGUAUGGGUGUGUAAAAUGUUACUUGAUAUUGUACUCUGUAAAUGUCAGAUAAACUUUUUAUUCUUGUAUAUAGUUUUGGAAGACAGCUGUUGUCAAUCAGAUGGUGAUUAACAUGGCUCUAUAUAAAACAUUUUACUACAACACAAAACAUUUGUAUAAUGUUAAUCGGGAGAGUCUCAUUCAUAUCAGUGAUGUGUUAUUGCAUCUUGUGAUCCUUAU